UUCUCAUUUCUCUCUCCUCCUCCCCUUCUCUCUCCUAUUCUCUCUCUGCAGUUUUCUCUGAACAACUAUGGUGCGAAGGAAAGCAAUUCCAGUGCGAAGGGAAGCAAUUCCGGUGGGAAGCUCAACGGGAGGAGCGACUGAUUUCUCUGUGUCAUUCACCGAAGAAAGAGCUAGAAGGCAAAGAAAUGCACGCACUUCUGAUUCAGAAGAAUCUUGGUCAUCUGAUUCGAGUGAAUCGGAUGAGUCCUUGGAGCCAAAGGUUCAAUCUCAGAGACAAACCAGGCCCCAGGUGAAUGCCGCAGUCAAAGAAGAAGCUGGUGAUGCACCUGAAGUGAAUGAUGUGAUUGAUUCUUUGAGAGUACCAAAACCUAGUGAGACUGAGGAAGAUUUGAACAUGAAUAGAAGCCCAAUUCGUGAUGUCGUUGAUGCAGAUAUGAUACAGAAAAACCCUGGUGUCGCAGCCCUAAGGAAUAUGAGGAAGAUAUACAGGCCAACAUGGAACUUCCCACAUAAAUACCAUUUCCCGCGAUUGCCAUGGGAAAAAUGGGAGGAAGAGAACAUUGACUGGUUAAAUGAUUCUGGAAAAAAAGAUAUUGAAUUGGAUCCUUUGGCCCCCUCUAAUGGUGGAACCCCUGAUUCAAUUGACCCAUCUCCUGAGAUAUUGGUUCCUCUAUUUCAGUUUCAGAGAGAAUGGUUAUCUUGGAGCAUGAAGCAAGAGGAGUCGGAGAUGAGGGGUGGUAUUCUUGCCGAUGAAAUGGGAAUGGGAAAGACCCUUCAAGCCAUAUCCCUUGUUCUUAAAGCCCGAAAACUUCCAAACCCUUUCGUUAAACCCAAAAUGCCCAUUGAUGGUGGUUUGCCUAGAGUGAAAGGAACCCUUGUGGUUUGCCCUCUUGUUGCUAUCAAUCAAUGGAAAUAUGAGAUCUAUAGGUUUACAGCUCAAGGAAGCAACACAGUUCUUAUAUAUCACGGCACCAAACGAUUUAAGGAUGCUUUGCAGUUCUCAGAGUAUGAUUUCAUUCUAACCACCUACUCCAUGGUUGUGGCAGACUACAGGAAGAAUGUUAUUAGUCCAAAGCCAAAGAAGCAAACCAAAAAGCUGUUUCCAGCCUCGGGGCCAUUUCAUUUGCAUUCGGUAAAAUGGGAGCGCAUCAUCUUGGAUGAGGCACACUGUAUAAAAGACAGCCGAAGGAACACUGCGAAGGCUGUUUUUGCUUUGGAAUCUUCUUAUAAAUGGGCUCUAAGUGGCACCCCUUUUCAGAAAAGUGUUGAAGAGUUGUAUUCAUUGAUACGCUUUCUGCAGAUAGAACCUUAUGCAUAUCACUAUUGCAAGUAUUGUUCCUGCAAAUUACUCGAUCAUAGAUGCCAUGAAAGUGGAUUUCAUUGUGAGAACGAGAACUGUGGCCAUUCAACUUCAAAGCAUUUCCGUUGGUGGAAUAAGUAUGUGGCAAAACCGGCAUCCUUUCCUACUAGUGACGGCAGACAAGCCAUGUUUCUUCUUAAAUACAAAAUUUUGAAAAGCACCUUUCUUCGUCGUACCAAGAAAGAGAGAGCUGCAGAUCUUGCACUUCCUCCAAAGAAUACUAUUUUGAAGGAGUAUAAUUUGGAUAACAGAGAGGAGGAAUUCUAUCAACCACUGUAUUCUCAAAUCCACUCUCAAUUUAACACUUACAUCACUGAAGGAACUUUAAUGAACAACUAUGCCCACAUUUUUUAUCUCCUCACACGGUUACGGCAGGCAAUUGAUCAUCAAUAUUUAGUGGUAUUCUUUGAUUCAUCACAAUCAAAUCAGAUUGGCCCUGCUGAUGCAGAUCAGUUAUGUGGAAUCUGUCAUGAUCCAGUGGAGGAUUCCGUGGUCACUUCUGGUGGGCAUACCUUUUGCCAGGCAUGUUUCCUUGAUUUUACUAAAACUCCAGGGCAAGUCAAGUGGCCUUCUUGCUCAGAGUCCCUCACUAUCGACUUAACUACAAAAGGGAACUCAAAAUAUGGGAGUAGCAAAAUGGCUGUCAGAGGAUUUAAACGUUCGGGAGUUAUUGAUCAGAUUAAGAAUCUUGACAAUUUUCAAACGAGUACAAAAAUAGAAGCUUUGAAAGAAGAGAUUUUCCUUAUGUAUGAAAGGGAUGCAGCUGCAAAGGCAAUAGUGUUCAGUCAGUUCAGUUCAUUUUUGGAUCUGAUAAGCUUCGCUCUUGAUAAGGAAGGUGUAAGAUGCAUUCAGUUGGUGGGGAGCAUGAGUUUGGCAGCUAGGGAUGAGGCAAUAAAGACUUUCACUGAUGACCCAGACUGCAGGGUCUUCCUUAUGAGCUUAAAAGCAGGAGGCAUGGCUCUCAAUCUCACUGUCGCUUCCCAUGUUUUCUUGAUGGAUCCAUGGUGGAAUCCAGCUGUGGAGCAACAGGCCCAAGAUUGAAUUCACCGAAUUGGACAAUAUAAACCAGUUUGGAUCGUCAGAUUUGUAAUUGCAAACACAAUCGAGGAGAGGAUUUUGCAGCUGCAGGAGAAAAAGAAAUCAGUAUCUGCAGGGAUUGUGGGUGGAUCUUCAGAGGCACUGGGAAGAUUAACCCAAGAAGAUAUACGAUUCUUGUUCCAAAUUUAGUUUUAUCAGAGGAAGUUGUGCUCUUUCAGCUCUCCCAGACACAAGAAACUCAACAAUUUUGGGUGAUGUCUUGGAUUUUGGUGUACAUAUGGGAUCAUUGGGUUUUGGUGCAUUUCCCAGUAUAGAAGAAACGAAUUUUGUACACAUGUAGUUUCAAUCAUUCAAUGUUUGCUCAAAAAUAAUCUGCUCAGCUCUGUGACCAACUUUUGGCCAAAAAUUGAGUCAUGGGGAGAAACAAAGGGAAAAGAAGAAGAGAUAGGAAGGAGUUGCUGAACUCAAUUCUUGUUGUUGGUUUGAUUCAAGGACCCUUCCCAUACAAAAUGAAUCAAUUCAUAUGGAAAGCCUGUGGAACCCCUCCCAUUCUUGUUCAUGGGACAUGAAUUCCCUACUUGUACAAUUUACUGUAGUGCCCCUUAUCUUAUAUUCAAUUCCAAGUUCUUUUA
Molecule: messenger RNA, 3030 nt
Organism: Amborella trichopoda
Lineage: Eukaryota; Viridiplantae; Streptophyta; Magnoliopsida; Amborellales; Amborellaceae
Product: ATP-dependent helicase rhp16
Biological process (GO): nucleotide-excision repair
Cellular component (GO): nucleus
Molecular function (GO): ATP binding; ATP-dependent activity, acting on DNA
Source: RefSeq, a predicted model, not a curated record